AUGUAUUUUACAGAAUUUGGUUGUGCGUGCUCAAUUCAUAUACAUAAUGAUAAGCCAGUUACAAAAUUAAGUAUAUUACAACAAGCAGUUUAUCUUAAAACAACACUUGAACGACAGGUUCGAGCCGAAAAGCAUUUAAAUGCCAAUGGACCAUUUGGAAAACGUCAUGAAUUUCACAAUGAACCAAGUCCAUAUGCCUGUAAUAGAGGAGCAGGCAUUUAUUCUUCAAUUUUUCGUCGACGAAAUAAAGUUGUACAAGAUUUACAAGUAUCUAAAACAGUUUAUAUGAGCAGUGAACAAAUUCAAGUAACAUGGACACCAAUAUCAGCAUCAUGUAAAGAUGAUUUUAUUGGUAUUUAUUAUAUUGAAAUUCCUCUUAUUGCAGCUUGUGAUUAUUUCGAUUAUGAAUUUGUUCAAUAUAAGCAAAGUAAUAUGUCAUGGCAAAUGACAAAUCUUCGUCGUCCAUUAGAAUUUCGUUAUUAUUCACGUGAUCAUAGUUGUUCAGGCAAUUAUUCUCUUAUUGCUAAAUCUCCUAUUAUUCAACCAGUUAAUUAUAAUGAACCAACACAAAUUCAUUUAGCUUAUGGUGAUAGAAUUGAUCAAAUGUAUGUUUCAUAUUUAACUAAUUCAUCAGAAUAUAUUCCUCAAUGUCAAUAUGGUUUAACUUCAUCAUCUUUAAAUUGUCAUAAAAAUGGAACAACAAUAACAUAUACAGCAUCCGAUAUGUGUGAAGGAAAAGCUAAUCAAUGGGGUCCACAAGCUUUUAUUGAUCCAGGAUAUAUGCAUACAGUUUUAUUAGAAGAUCUAAAUCCAUCAACAAUGUAUUUUUAUCGUGUUGGAACAGAUGAACAUGGAUGGUCAUCUAUUUAUUCAUUUAUAAAUCGUCCAGCAGAUAAAAAUGAAGCAGUAAAUAUAAUUACAUAUGGUGAUUUAGGUUUAUCACCAGUUGAACCAGGUGCAAAAUCAACUAUUGAUCGAGUAAUAGCACGAGUAACAUCAAAAAAUUUGACAUGUUUAUUACAUAUAGGUGAUAUUAGUUAUGCUCGAGGUGUUGGUGCUUUAUGGGAUGCAUUUAUGACUCAAAUUCAACCAAUAGCAGCUCGUAU
Rotaria sordida is the source of this 1106-nucleotide messenger RNA. NCBI's taxonomy places the organism in Eukaryota, Metazoa, Rotifera, Eurotatoria, Philodinida, Philodinidae. The record is from the annotation of a GenBank genome assembly.